Andrographis paniculata is the source of this 1025-nucleotide messenger RNA. RefSeq names its product protein RER1B-like. Gene Ontology annotation, cellular component: Golgi membrane. The transcript is spliced from 4 exons. Gene Ontology annotation, biological process: retrograde vesicle-mediated transport, Golgi to endoplasmic reticulum; protein retention in ER lumen. The coding region runs from base 194 to 778 and encodes 194 amino acids. NCBI's taxonomy places the organism in Eukaryota, Viridiplantae, Streptophyta, Magnoliopsida, Lamiales, Acanthaceae. The record is from RefSeq and is a predicted model, not a curated record.
AAGAAAAAGUAAAAAUAAAGAAAACCCAGAGGGGAAAGGAAAAAUUGGUGUUCCAAACAGGGCGUAUACGAGGAGAAGUUUCCGGCUUAAAACCCUAAAAAAUUAGCCGAUAACCGUUUCUUUUCUUGAUCAUUCCUCACGCGGAAGCGAGGUUAGAUUGCGAAUUAGAAAUUUGAACUGGUGAAGAAAAUUAAUGGAAGAGCCUGGAAGUCAUGGUGCCUCUCCGGCAUCGCCGUUAGCUAAGUGGAAAAAUGACUUUUCGAGGCUGUUUAGAUAUUAUUUGGAUAGAUCUGCUCCUCACAUAGUCAACAGGUGGCUUGGAACACUUGUUGCUGCUGCAAUCUAUAUCUUGCGUGUUUAUUAUGUCCGUGGGUUCUAUGUUAUCUCAUAUGGCUUGGGAAUCUAUAUGUUGAAUUUGUUGAUCGGGUUUAUGUCUCCAAAGGUUGAUCCUGAGCUAGAAAUGUUGGAUGGGGCAUCUUUACCUAGUAGGGAAUCUGAUGAGUUUAGACCUUUUGUUCGUCGCCUACCUGAAUUCAAGUUCUGGUAUGCCACUACGAAAGCUUUUUGUGUUGCCUUCCUAAUGACCUUCUUGUCCAUAUUCGAUGUCCCGGUAUUCUGGCCUAUAUUAUUCUUCUACUGGGCUUUCCUGUUCUUCCUCACCAUGAAGAGGCAAAUCACCCAUAUGUUCAGAUAUAGAUACAUACCGUUCACCUUUGGGAAGAAGCGGUAUACUGGGAAGAGGCCUGCAGGAAAUACCCGAGAUUCACACAGAGACUGAGUUGGACUUUGGAUGCGAGAAGCAGGCUGUUCAUCCAUCAAGAAAUGCUUUCGUGAACAUUUGAUUCUAACCCGUGUUAUAUAUAUGUUUGUACUAAGCUGAACCAAAUAAUUUACACGACUUGAUAGUAUUCUCCGUAGAUUUUUAUGCUAGAGAGAAUGCUUGGUGCUGCUCAUUUUUUGGAGUCUUGAUGGAUGAACAUUGUGUGUUACUUAAAAUAUAAAAAUGGAUACUGACAUAAUCACUC